Messenger RNA from Paramormyrops kingsleyae, 4555 nucleotides. Its product is annotated as rho guanine nucleotide exchange factor 6. Gene Ontology annotation, molecular function: guanyl-nucleotide exchange factor activity; protein binding. Gene Ontology annotation, biological process: lamellipodium assembly. The record is from RefSeq and is a predicted model, not a curated record. NCBI's taxonomy places the organism in Eukaryota, Metazoa, Chordata, Actinopteri, Osteoglossiformes, Mormyridae. Gene Ontology annotation, cellular component: lamellipodium; cytoplasm.
UCGCAAAACCUUCACGACUUGCAUUCAAGUUUGUACGCAGUCUAAUGCAUUGAGAUCUUUGUAAUUAAAGACAGGAGGGAAAUGGACGUAAUUACGGAAAACAUUUCCUGAUCGGCACCACCAUUUUUUUCCCUCCCUGUCAGGAGAAAUAGACGGACUCCGAGAAAGCUGGCGAGAGUUUAGCGUGUAAGGCUAAGGGCACAAAGGCGGAUGUAAGAGCUGCGUGUCUGUCUCACGGAUGUGGGUAACAUCUCGGCGCUUUCAGCCCGCUGGUGCAUGCAGUGUCCGCCUUAGACAUGAACCCGGAGGAGCAAACUGUUACUUGGCUCAUUUCCUUAGGAGUUCUGAACUCUCCGAAGAAGAACAUCGCAGAUCCGGAGGAGUUUCUUAAAACAUCUCUCAAAGAUGGAGUUGUGCUCUGUAAGCUCAUGGACAGGCUUCUACCGGGCUCGAUCCAGAAGUAUUGCCAGGAGCCGAGAAAUGAAGCGGACUGCAUUGCAAAUAUACGCGAAUUCCUGAAAGGAUGCGCUUCUCUGAAGAUAGAGGGUUUUGAGCCAGAGAACCUGUACACUGGUGAGAACUUCAGCCAGAUCCUGUCGACCCUCCUGGCUGUAAAUUACGCUACUCAAGACCUCGUUGUGGAGAGACCAUGCCCUCGUACGACCUGCCCCGCCGCUAGCCAGUCAUCCUCGUCCCUGUCUGCACUCAAGUCCACCAAGAGUCAGCGCAGACCCUCCAAGGCCGCGGACAUGGCUGAGAACAGCGGCGGCGCCACCCAGCUGGUGGUGAAGGCCCGCUUCAACUUCAAGCAGAACAACGAGGACGAGCUCUCCUUCAACAAGGGCGAGCUGAUCAACGUCACUCGGCAGGAGGAGGGUGGCUGGUGGGAGGGAACGCUCAAUGGCAAGACGGGCUGGUUCCCCAGCAACUACGUGCGGGAGGUCAAGCCGUCGGAGAAGCCCAUGUCCCCGAAGGCAGCCAAAGGCUUUGACCUGCCUCAGUUAACGAAGAACUACUACGGAGUGGUGGUGCAGGACAUCCUGGAGCAUGAACGUGGGUUUGUGAAAGACCUGCAGAACAUGCUUGGCUGCUACCUGCGCCCUCUGCUGACCAGUGAAAAGCUGUCCAGCGCAGACAGUGCCGCCCUGCUGGGGAACCUGGAGGACAUUCUCAGCUUUCAGCAGGGCUUCUGCGUGGCUCUGGAAGAGUGUGCAAAGAUGCCUGAGGCCCAGCAGCGUCUGGGGGGGUGCUACCUAAACCUGAUGUGCCAGAUUAAGCCUCUCUACCUGAACUACUGUUCCGGCCACCCCGCUGCCGUCUCCGUGCUCACCGACCACAGUGAGGAGCUCGACCGGUUCAUGGAGAGCCAGGGUGCCAGCAGCCCAGGCAUCCUCAUGCUGACCACAGGCUUGAGCAAGCCCUUCAUGAGGCUCGAGAAGUACGCCACCUUGCUGCAGGAGCUGGAAAGGCACGUGGAGGAGGCCCAUCCGGACUACAGCGACAUUCUGAAAGCCACCACGGCCUUCAAGAACCUUGUGGCACAGUGUCAGGAUCUGCGCAAGCGUAAGAACCUGGAGCGACAGAUCCUGUCGGAGGCCGUGCGCGGCUGGGAGGGGGAGGCCAUGCUCGGGCUGGGUCCCGUGCUCUACAUGUCCCAAGUUCACAUGCAGAGCGGGUCAGGCGAGGACCGAGAUGAGCGCUACUUGAUGCUGUUCCAAGGGCUCCUGAUCAUGCUGUCCAGCAGUUCCCGAAUGAGUGGCUUCAUCUACCAGGGAAGGUUACCACUGACUGCUUCAACUGUGAUCAAGCCAGUAGAAGACUCCGAAAAUGGCCAUCAUGCCUUCGAAGUGACAGGCAGCUCCGGUGAGCGGAUAACGUUUCUCUGCAGUAGCCAUCAGGAUUAUCAGGAAUGGCUUGAGCACCUGACCAAGGGAGGGAGUCCAGUGGGUACUGUCUGUAAGGACGGCCGGUCUGCUCACGGCGCCACAGCGCACCCGGCCUCCCCCCACGGCUUCGGCUCACCCCUCAGUAGCCGCGGACCCCUCGAGCCCCCGAAAAUCGCCAAGCCCUGGUCCCUGAGCUGCUUACGGCCUGCACCCCCACUGAAGCCGUCUGCCGCGCUGAGUUACAAGGAAAGGAUGUCUUAUAUCCUGAAGGACUCCAGCAAAAGCCCCAGACCCAUUACGAAGUUUCUCCAGAAGAGAAAAACUGAGAGAAAACCAUCAGAUGAUGAAUUCCUGUUGAGGAAAAGUACCGCGGCUCUGGAGGAGGACGCACAGAUCCUGAAGGUCAUCGAGGCGUACUGCACAGGGGCCGGCUUCCACCAGGCCACCACCGGUGCUCGGAGGGAGUGCGUCCCUCAGGUGCUCCUGCCUGAGGAGGAGAAGAUCAUCGUGGAGGAGUUGAGGAGCAACGGACAGAUGACGGUGGAGGAGAAGAGUCUCGUUGAUGCCGUUUACGCAUUAAAGGAUGAGGUCCUUGAAUUAAAGAAGGAGAAUAAACAGAUGAAGCAGUAUCUGGAAGAGGAGCAAAAGUCACGUAGAGAGCUGGAGAGGAUGGUCAGGAAGCUAGCGAAACAAAAGAACGACUCUGCGUGGGAGGACGGCGGCCAUUAAGCGUCGAGCUCCAGGUUUCUGAAAACCGCCGGCGGCUUCCCUGCGGCGCCAACAUGUCAGCCGCUGACGGACCCUUCAGGACAACCUGGACAGAAACACAUUUCACAUGGACCGUUUCUGUUCCUUAAGCAAUUAAUUAGAGAUCGCAUGAGAUGAGAGCUAGGGAUUAAUUGGGCAGUGGUGACAAUUUGUGAGAGAUGACAGAAAGGUAGACGCCACCAGAAAUGUAAGGAAACGUGCCGUGAGAUGGCAGGACCACCUGCACAUGUUAUCUCAAUGAAGUGAAGUGAUUGUUUUUCGAUGGACACUGUUUUUGGGUUUUCUGGAAUGUCCUAAGUAUCAUGAGCUACUCUCUACAAAGGAGAACAUUGAGGCAGAGUAAUUGGAAAUGAAAAGUGGCCUCAUGAGCUGGUCUGUAAUACCAUGAAAACUGUGAAUGGCCUGUCAGACUACUCAGUUUUAAAGUACACAUGAAACAAGAAGUCAUCUGAGACUCCCGGUCCUCUUGGCGUGUGUUCAGUAUUUUGUUACUAGAUGACUAAUUUGGUUGAUCUUGGAUGUGGUGAGAAAGUGUACGAAUUGUAUUACUAUUUUAUUUUUGUAAACCAAGCGUGCAUUUCAGACGUACAGCUACGCUUCAGCUGUAUUGCAAAACUGUUUGCUAAGGCUGUAGAUUUUAACGUGUUUUCAAUUUUCACGUUUCUUUUAUUCCGUGCGGCUCCCAUAGUCCUGACACAUAUUAGUAAGGACACAGUAUUUCAUGUUUGUGCAUCGAGGAAAUCGGUCUGAAAUAAUAGCAAUGAAAUAAUUUACAUGUCACUGUUUAUAUUCAGUGAAUAUCUGAACUGUUGCCCCAUGCCCUUCUUAUUAGACGUAUGAUCUGAGUAAUUCAUUUUUUAAUAUCUUAUAUAUUACAUUUAUAGACACUGGCAAAUGUACUUUCAUAUGCAAAAUGAUUCAUACUCUGAGGGGAAAUAUAUAAUUAUAUUGCUUAUUUAUUUUUCAUUAAAAUAUUACAAAGUGUAUAUUUCGUACUGGAAGAAACUCUUCAGUUGAAGGUUUUUGGCCUGUGUGAAUUCCUGUCCGUAAUCUUUCGUUUGAUGUUUAUUUGCGCAGACAUUCAGAAUAUGCACUUUAUCAAGCAAUUUAUCAAGCAUUCGCACCAGUGAAAUUAAGGUAAAGGAAUUAGAACAUCAAUGGCAUUUUGGAACUAAAGAUGAACAUUUUAUUUUGUGUUUUUUUUCCUUAUGUAUUUGGUAGAACAAACUGGUGGUUUGUGUUUUUUGUUUUCUUUUCUUUUGUUUUUGUUUUUACCUGAUCACAGAAAGCUUCACAAAUCAGACCUAAACACUGAAUUCAAGGGUCCAGCCAGGGGUCCUUUCUGUGGUCAAAUACAGGACAGAUGUUGAGCAGCUGUACCAACCACAGAGCGAUGUCAUUGUAUUUAGGAAAUGGGCGGGCAGUUAACCUUUGACCUGAGAAGGCGUGGUCCAUUCUCGCACAAGUACGGGUUCGACGCAUGCUGUGAAAAGUAACCAAAAACCAUCCCCGCUGUGAAUCUCUUUAGGUUGCAAGAAAAGCUGAAAUUGCUAUGAUUUAGCGCAAUAAAUUGGUUACAUUGAUUUUUCUGUUGAUUUGGUAUGUGGUUAUUUGCGGGACAAAAACAGCAUUGUGUGUGGAGGCCCCAGAUAUACAGUUGCUGAUGUCACUCUGAUGAACCUUUAAGGCACCAGUCCCAAAGUAAGGAUGCAGCCCUUUGAGAAUCGGCCUGUAUGCUGUAACGAUAUUAACUCUUCCACUCUGCUUAAAUGGAAUUUCUGAGUUUUCCUCUCAAGCUUGGAUUGACGGCAAAUGUAUGACUCACUGAUGUAUAUUUAAUCUAUUAUACCUUUCAAUAGCCAUCAUUACAUUUGUAAUAAAAGUAAAGCAUUGCUUGCAAA